AUGAGUCGACAACGACGGCGCCAAAUGGCUGAAAAUUAUCUGGUGAUUUGGGUCGACAAUAAUAUCAAUAUGGCAAAUGAAGACUGCCAAAACACACUCGCGCAAUUGCGCGGUGUUGUUAAUGAUGUAAACCCAUGUACAACAGCCAAAGAAUGUAUUGAGAAGCUCCAAGAAAACAGCGAGGAGACAUCAUUUGUCAUCUCCUCGGGUUCACUUGGACAAAAUCUGGCCCCACAAAUUCAUGACAUGCCAAAAUUAGAUGGCAUAUACAUAUUCUGUGGCAACAAACAACGUCACCAAGAAUGGGCUCAGAACUGGUCCAAAAUUAAAGGUGUAUAUACCUCAAUUAAACACAUUUGUGAAAAACUGGCAAUGACUAUCAAACAAUGUGAUCAAGACCAGGUAACUGUCAGUGUUAUCAGUGUCAAUGAAGGAAGUUCUAGCGAAGAUCUCAAUCGGCUAGAACCUUCUUUCAUGUAUACUCAAAUAUUCAAGGAAAUACUCCUUGAUAUGGAACAUGAUCAACAGGCCAUCCAAGACUUGGUCAUCUUUUGCCAAGAAAAAUAUCAAGGCAAUCGUAAAGAACUCCAAAUUAUUGAUGAAUUUCAACGUAAUUAUCGUUCAUCAAAGGCCAUUUUGUGGUAUACCCGCCAAUGCUUCACGUACAAAAUGCUUAAUCGAGCAUUACGUACGAUCGAUGGCGAUAUUAUAAUCCGAAUGGGAUUCUAUUUAUGUGAUGUCCAUCGACAAAUUGAAGAUUUACACAGCAAGCAAAUCAAUCAAUACCAUGGUAAGACCUUUCUUGUUUAUCGAGGACAGGGAUUACCAAACGUAGACUUCGACAAAAUCACUAAAAGCAAAGGUGGACUUAUCUCAUUCAAUAAUUUUUUAUCCACCAGUAAAAAUCGAAAGGUUUCUCUCAACUUCGCCACGGAUGCCUUAGGAACAACAGAUAUGGUCGGUGUUCUUUUUAAAAUGACCAUUGAUCCCACAGAAUCAUCUACUCCAUUCGCCUCUAUUCGAGAACUGAGUGAUUUUGCACAAGAAGAUGAAAUACUCUUCUCAAUGCACACAGUUUUUCGAAUUGGUGAAGUUCGAAAAAUCGACAAGAACAAUCCACUUUACGAAGUGGAUCUCAAACUUACAGCAGAUGACGAUCAACAACUACAUCAAUUAACUGAUCGUAUACGGCAAGAAACAUCUGGUAGCACUGGGUGGUAUCGAAUGGGUAAAUUGCUACUCCAAAUAGGUCAAUUUGACAAGGCCGAAGAAUUAUAUACGGCAUUACUAGAACAGGCUCCCAAGGACAGCGAUAAAGGACAUAUCUAUCACAUGCUAGGAAUGCUGAAACACGGCCAAGGACAAUACAAAGAAGCAGCUUCAUUCUAUGAGAUAUCACUCAAAAUCUACCGGAAAACUCUACCAGAAGAUCACCCUUCAUUGGCUAAUAUCUACAACAACAUCGCGUGCACAUAUAACAACAUGGGUGACUACUCGAAAGCACUUGAAUUUCACGAAAAAGCACUUAAAAUAAGAGAAAAAGCUCUGCCUCCGAAUCAUCCCGAUUUGGCUACUUCCUACCACGAAAUCGGUCGAGUGUAUAACAAUAUGGGUGACUACUCGAAAGCACUUGAAUUUUACGAAAAAGCACUUAAAAUAAAAGAAAAAGUUCUGCCUCCGAAUCAUCCCGAGUUGGCUAUUUCCUGCAACAACAUAGGUGGAGUGUAUUUCAAGAUGGGUGACUACUCGAAAGCACUUGAAUAUUCUAAAAAGAAUUUGGAAAUCAAAAAGCAAGUUCUGCCUGCGAAUCAUCCUGAUUUGGCUUAUCCAUACAACUGGUUUGGAAUGAUUUAUCACAGUAUGAAAGAUUAUCCAAAAGCACUUGCAAAUUUCGAAAAAUGUCUCUCAAUACGUGAAAAGGCCUUACCUGAAAAUCAUCCGCUCCUAGCUUUAACAUACAGUAAUAUUGGUGAUGUUCAUCGAUUAAUGGAAUCAUCUACUCCAUUCGCCUCUAUUCGAGAACUGAGUGAUUAUGAAAAGGCACUAGUAUUUCAUCGAAAAGCAUUAACUAUACAAGAAAAUGGUCCAUGUAAUCCUUUGGAUUGUGCAUUGGCAUAUAUAAAUUUAGGUGAAACAUAUCGAGAAAUGAAAGAUUAUUCAACAGCAUUGACAUAUUUUCAAAAAGGAUUAGAAAUACGUGAGAAGAAAUUACCAAAAGAUCAUCCUGAUUUAGCUGUUGUAUAUCACAAUUUAGCAAAAUUAUAUUUAUCUACUGGAAAAUAUAGUAUGGCAAUGAAAACUGUUCAACAAGCGAUAGAAAUUGCUCAAGAAAAAUUACCUUCAACCCAUCCACAUCUUUUGGAAUAUAAAGAAACAUUUGAAAAAAUUCGAAAGAAAAUGUAA
Messenger RNA from Rotaria sp. Silwood2, 2403 nucleotides. Lineage: Eukaryota; Metazoa; Rotifera; Eurotatoria; Philodinida; Philodinidae. The record is from the annotation of a GenBank genome assembly.